Molecule: messenger RNA, 5011 nt
Organism: Puntigrus tetrazona (Sumatra barb)
Lineage: Eukaryota; Metazoa; Chordata; Actinopteri; Cypriniformes; Cyprinidae
Gene: ankrd33ba
Product: ankyrin repeat domain 33ba
Exons: 4
Coding region: 1532-3061 (509 amino acids)
Molecular function (GO): protein binding
Source: RefSeq, a predicted model, not a curated record
GUGAAGUUUGGAGAAACACAGUUGUGUCACUGGCUGUAAAACGAUAGUCAUGAUUUGGCAGUUAGAUAAUGACUCAUUUUUGGCAGCAGUUUACUUGUUUUCACAACCAACAGUACAUCCUUUAUAACCGAUGUGUAACGUUUGAAGGCAAGCAUUCAAAGCGUCGCGGACCGCUGCGCUGUACGUAUGUUUGACUGAUAAGAUCACAGCUGCAAGUGAAGGGGAUGGAGCCCAAGCUCCCAGCUGUUCGGGCUAAACGGCUCACUAAUUAGCCACAGCAAUUAUGCCACUUAUCUUAGAACUCCAAGGAAAUGGGAGUGUUAGGACUGUGGAAAAAGCUUGAGCUUGUAAUAGAGCACACACAUUAGCUGUAAUGUGUGACUUGGAGGCGUUUGUGUGUGUAUGGUGCAGCUUCCCUAAAUUAGGUGCCAAUCUGAAUUUGAAAGCACCGUGCUUGCUCUCAGAAUUUAAACGCCAAUGACAUCAUUUGAAAGGGGCCGCGGCAAUAGAAACCACGCAAGGUAUUGUUAUAAGCGAAAGAAUAAAAAAAAAGAGCCGGAAAGUUGAUUAACAACUACUGUAACGUAGGGACAUCCCCCAACACAGUCACCGGGCUGAGAAAAAUACCCAUGAUGAUGAUCAACAGAACUUUGUACUUUCCAGAAAUAAGUUUCAGUAAAUUUGUGUUACAUGACAUAAAAACUGAUAAUGUAUUUAUAUAUUUAAUAUAUAAAAGUAACAUAUACGUUAUUAAAAUCACUGUCAUUCUAUUAAAUAAUUGGCGCCUACAAAAACAACUAAAUAAUAAAAAGAAAGGAACUUUUAUUAGUAGUAUUAUAGUGUGUUUUUCAGUAACUAGCCUAAUAGGGGAGAAGAAAAACCAUCAGUGACCCACAUAUGCAAAUUUAUGGAGUGAGGGAGGCAGAAAAAGUAGUUUGUGUGAGUGUGUAUGAGAGAGAGAGAGAGAGAGAGAGAGAGAGAGAGAGAGAGAGAGAGGAGGGCAUGUAAUCGGAUUAUGGAGGCAGAGUUUUGAAGCGCACUGGUCUAUUGCUCUGUUAUCUUCUGCGGGGAAUGUCCAGCGCUUCCACCCUCAGUGCUGUUUGUUUGGAGCAUCACAACAUUUGAAAAGUUUCUCAGGAAAGACAUUGCGACACACUGAAGGCUGUUUCACUUUGCAUGGAACUGCGAAUACUUACUGUCGGCCGUUUUCCGUUUCCACAUGCGUUUCUGAUCGCCGCCGAGGAACACUAACUACUGAGAUUGGCGUUACAGAAAGAGAAACCGUGAAAAUGAGCUGAGAAAACUACGGUAAGGCAUUGCACGACACCAGCCGCACUUGCUCGUGUGGGGGAAAAUGAAGUCGCGUGGAGUUAAAAGAAGAUUUGAACCUCAGUUUGGAGAUUAAACGCUUUUUGAAAACAGCGUUUCUGCUCGUUUGGUAUCUAUGACUUUAACGAACCUAAAUGCAGCUGAAGGAGACCAGGAGGUGUUUGAUCCGCACGACUUGAGGAUUUUAUCCUAUUGGGGUUAAAUGGUUCUGAUAACGGACAGCAGGGAUGGCGGAGGAUCAUCUCCAGGAAGAGUUAAACCACUUAAACACGCUAAAAGCGCCCAGAUCUGCCCCACUAUCGUGGAGGAAUCACCUGAUCGUUUGGCCGAUAACGAUUAUGAUGAAUACCUCGGCUCGGUCGAGUUGGACGAGGACUUCGAGGAGUUGGACGACUUCUCAGACCUGCCAGACACCAGGAGCAUCGCCUCAGAUGACUCCUUUUAUCCACCGGACGAUGACUUUGCAGACUCGGAGAGAACCCCUUCCCCGGAGAGUCCCGCACCGCUCUCCUUUUUUCAGGCGUGCUGCAACAACAACGCGCUCAUAGUGAAACUCAUGAUUAGACAAGGUGUCACGGAGAAAGAUGUCCAAGAGACGGACAAAAACAAAAGAACUGGACUAAUAGUGGCGUGCUACCAGGGGUAUGUGGAUGUGGUGGUUGCUCUCUCCCAGUGUCCUCACCUGGACGUGAACUGGCAGGACAAUGAAGGCAAUACAGCCCUCACCACCGCUGCUCAGGCGGGUCACAUCACAAUCACUAACUACCUACUCAACUACUUUCCUGGGCUUAACAUUGAGAAGAGGAACUGCCAUGGUUUCACCGCUCUGAUGAAAGCUGCUAUACAGGGUCGAGUGGAAUGUGUCAGAGCCCUGAUGCUGGCAGGAGCUGACAUAUAUGCCAAGGACAACGGGAGGAAGUUCACUGCACAAGAGUGGGCCAUGUUCACAAGCCGCUAUGACACCGUGUUCGUCAUGACUCGGCUGAUGCAGCAGCCAUGUGCGGAUCAGUUCAGCGACAACUAUCGGGCCGAGUGGCCCCUUCUACCGGCCCUCGUGGCUAAAGCUCAGGCGCCCAAAGGCUGCAUUCAGAAAAUAUCCGAGACACUACGCGACUUCUUCGACAUCAGUAACGUCACCGAAGCUUCAGAAGACGGGGUCCUGGAUCACAUGGUGCGCAUGACAACAUCGCUGGGGAGCCCGUUCAUCGCGACGGCGUGCCGAACGGUGUGUCCCGGGAGCCCGCCCUGCGUGGGAAAACGCCGCUACUCCGUUCAGGAGAUACUAAAAAAACGACGCAUCGAGCAGCUGAAAAGUCUCGGCCCCGAGCGCCUCGAGAACUACAAACGUCUUUUCCACAACUCCCGCGUCCUGCUGGUGCCCAAGUUGAAAGAUCGCCGCGCGAGCCUGCAACCCCAGGCCCAAUCAGACAGCUCCUCCUCUUCCUCCCCGGCCAUCCGCAGGGCCAGUCUGCUCCCCUUACACCUGCUGAGGAGGAGCAGCGUCAGGCCGGGCAUGGUGGUGCCCAAGCUGAGGAUUACCAAGGCACCUACGGCAACCUACGUGCCGGAGAAAGUGCGGCGGAAAAGCAGCUGUAUAGACGAACAGUUCCUCCAGAUCCCGAAGUGGAGGUAUAAAGAACUGAAAGAAGAGCGAAAGAAAGCAGAGGAGGCGGAAAGGAAAAGACUGGAGGCUAUAACGAAGAGACAACUCACUACGGGCAAAAGGAAAUAAGUGUGUGGAAACGUAACGUUUUAAUACUUGAAGUUGGAUACAGAUGUAUUUUACUAUUUAUUUUGUUUUUAAUUUUUUAUAAAUGCUUCUAAACCCCUUUACCCUCUUUAUGUGGGGUAAAGUAACGUAUUUAAAGCGAACAGCUCAUUGAAUCUCUUUUCAUGAGUUUUUAGCAUCAGGAAAAUAGAUAACCAGAUCAACUAAUAUGGGUACACUACUAAAACCAGAUGCUACUUUAUGUUUACAUUCUUAAAAUAGGGUUCUUUGAUUUUUUUUUUUGUCCGAAUGCUAGUGUCGUUUCAGAUUUAACAGUAGCAUUACGAAUGUAUUUACCAGACAUACUUUGUCAAUACCUCAUCUUAAACUAUUUUUCUAAACAUUGUAGAUGUCAGUCGGUAGCAGAUCUGCAUGUAUUUGCACACAUUUCAGAGACUAACGCUACAGACAAUCACCAGCAAGUAAUGAAAGAUGGAAAAAGAGGUAGAGAUAUCAAGGAUCAGCAUCUUAUUUGAUUUUUACUGUAUAUGUAUUUGAAUAAUUAUUUAUACUACUAAGGCACUCUAAGUUCACUCUAAAAUUACUUUAUUCUGAACCUAUAAAAACAUGUAUUGUCUUUUACCAAAUGGUAUUUGCUACUGUACGGGGAGAGUGGGGUAAGAUCCUAAAUGCAGCCUGUGAUGCAGAGAAGUGCAUUUCAAAAAGGCAAAAAAAACUAAACAAAAACCCUAAUGUUUACAGGAACACAUUUAAAAUAUACUGAAUGAACAUUAGUGUUUAAAAUGAAUACUUUUAUGUAGCAAGGACACAUUAAGUGUUACGGACUUUUCUUAUGCUCAAGGCUGCAUUUAUUUAAUAAAAAGAAAAGUUUUCUUUUUAUUAAAAAAUGAACGCCUUGUUUGGUAAAAUCUGGUAAGAUUUUACAAUACGGUGUCAUUUGUUAAUAUUAGUUGAUGUAUUAACUAACAUGAACAAACAAUGAACAAUUUAUUUAUUGCACCUUUUAUUUAUCUUUGUUCAUGAUAGUUAUUAAAAAAAUACAUGGUUUAUUGUUUAUUCAUGUUAGUUCACAGUGCAUUAGGUAAUGUUAACAAAUGCAACUUGCGAUUUUAAUAAUACCAAAUACCAAAAUUAACAAAUAUUAAUAAAUGCUGCAAAAGUAUUGUUCCUUUAUUUCAUGUUAACUAAUGUUGUUAUAUAAUGUUAACUAGUGAACCUUAUAGUAAAGUGUUACUGAAAAUUGUUUAAAAACAUUUUUUUACCAACCAAAAAUUCUUAUAUACUGGUGAAUAAUAAUAAUUAAACAAAAAAUUAAUAACAUAUAAAUAUUUAGCUAAAGAUUAGCCAUGUUUUAUUAAACCAUUUGCCAAAAACAAUAGCUUUGCAUUUAUAUUACUAAAUAUUUUCCUCCCUCAUUUGGUAUUUUAAAUAUGUUAAUUAUUCCCCAAUGCUUUAACCUUGGCAUUGCAACUUAUUAUAAACGCAUAGGAGGCAUCCUAAAAUAUUAGGCUUUUUUUUUUAAUACCUCCUCGCAGGAGGCAGCUUAAAUAAAAAGAGUCAGCUUACCCUGCUCUCCCUUAUAACGUCUUUCAGAGCUGGAAACAGUCGAUCCAAAUUCAAACAACAAAUCUCAGGUAUGAAUGCUUCUGAACGAAGAAAAAGGCAAUGUUUAUUUAAAGAAUGUGUAGUGUUAUCUGUUUGAAAUAUCUACUCACUGACCGUCAAAUCAUCUCAACAGCACCACUGUGCCUCGGUGUCCAACACUCAGACUACACAAUUAACUCUCCACACAGCUGAUAAAGAUGCAAAGACCAGUGCAGACCUAAUGUCAGGUCACCCUGUUAUCUGAAAAUAACGCCGUGUUUACACUACUGUAGGUUGUAAACCAAAAGUAACGACCAGCAAUGCUUGUAUAAAGUAACUUUGAAAUAAAAACUACUUUAUAAAUCCAAA